This is a messenger RNA of Eremothecium sinecaudum, 1095 nucleotides long. RefSeq names its product DNA topoisomerase (ATP-hydrolyzing) (gene SPO11). NCBI's taxonomy places the organism in Eukaryota, Fungi, Ascomycota, Saccharomycetes, Saccharomycetales, Saccharomycetaceae. Gene Ontology annotation, biological process: reciprocal meiotic recombination; meiotic DNA double-strand break formation; meiotic DNA double-strand break processing. The record is from RefSeq and is a predicted model, not a curated record. Gene Ontology annotation, cellular component: nuclear chromosome. The transcript has a single exon. Gene Ontology annotation, molecular function: ATP binding; DNA topoisomerase type II (double strand cut, ATP-hydrolyzing) activity; DNA binding. The coding region runs from base 1 to 1095 and encodes 364 amino acids.
AUGCUAAAGCCUUCUCUACAUGACCUCAUGGUGGACAAUAGCAACCGGUUGCAGUUGCAUUCCGCUUUACGAAACGUUUCUGUGCGAAGAAUACAGUUGGGGCCUUUAAUUACUAAAGAUCGUAUAUUUAGUGAAAUAGGAACAGUAUUAUCUCUUACAAAGAAUGCAAUUCAGCUAAGUAAUAAUUAUGUUGAGAUAAGAAUCGAAAAAAUUGGUGGGAAGUACUCCAGAGUCGAAUAUCCCGCUCGAAGCCUUUCAGGCUCAUCGGCAGCUAAUAGAGCGGCGGUAUUUUUAAGUAUUCUUAAAACGGUACAGGCUAAAGUGAAUUCCAAUGAAACCACAACCGUUAGAGAUUUAUAUUACGCAAAUGUGGAACUGUAUAGAAAUCAGAAAGUUGUUGCUGAUUGGAUCAAAACGCUAGAAGGCUGUUUUGGAGUAGAAAAGUCUGCAUUUCGUGUUGUUGCAGCUCAAAAAGGUAAAUUCUGUUCGCCGGUGGAACUUACAAUUGAUAAUGAAAGUUAUCUGGGAACUAAUCUAGUUCCAUACUUAUCUCAAAACAGCAUAAUAUAUUGUACUGAAUGGCAGCACAUAGAAAUGAUAAUGGUGGUAGAAAAAGAUGCGGUCUUCCAUAGAUUGUCACAAGAUCCGAAAUAUUGCUAUAAUAAGAUCCUAAUAACGGGAAAAGGGUAUCCAGAUGUACUGUCUGUCACUUUCUUACGUCAAUUGAUACAAGCUACUCCAAAACAUAUUACAUUUCAUGUACUUGCAGACAGUGAUCCCUAUGGGAUAGACAUUGUGCAGAAAUAUUGUCAAGGCGUAGGUUUCCCAUUUAGUAACAAGCUGAACUACAGCGGAAUCUUCAUUAGGGAUCUAUUGGAGAAUACCAGAUUGACAAUUGGUACUUUAGGUUGUGGUCUUUUAUUAAAUUUAUCAAGAAGAGAUUGGAAUAUGUCACAAAGAAUGCUUGUAGUAUUGAGUGAUAAGAGAGCCCCCAGUAGUAACACAGUUAGCGACAACAAUAGAGCAAUAAUACGAAGAGAACUCCAAUGGCAGCUGAUAUUUUUUAAAAAAGGGGAAAUGAACUCAGUGAUAUAG